Messenger RNA from Saccostrea echinata, 3372 nucleotides. RefSeq lists its product as uncharacterized. Lineage: Eukaryota; Metazoa; Mollusca; Bivalvia; Ostreida; Ostreidae. The transcript has 8 exons. The record is from RefSeq and is a predicted model, not a curated record. The coding region runs from base 1 to 3189 and encodes 1062 amino acids.
AUGGAAAGUGAUGUGUACUUCACUGUUGCAGAAGUUGUGAAAGCAGAGUUACACAAUGAGGUCUCCAAACUGACUGAUGACGAGGUGUGUGUGUUAUUUUGUUUUCUGUGUUUUGACUCCGGUCCUCCUGACUUCAGUAACACAGAGUUGCUGGGCUUGCUUAAAGAGAUACGACGGAUAGUGUGCCGUAAACAUAAUCCUGUAACAAGUGAGGAAGCACAGCAGACUCUGGACAGACUGAAGUCACGUGAUUACCUUUGGGAAGAUAAGGACAAGAUAACGAAGGACACAAAGGAUGAGACAAUGUAUAGGAUAGCAUCAAUAAAGUAUCAUAUACCAUUCUAUUACAGUAGUUAUGACACAGCCAGUGUGUACCUGAGAUCAGAGAGAUACAACAGUAAACCUGGAGAGAAGUGUUUCUGUGGUGGUCCUUCCUCUCAUUACGGAAUGAGUACUGGUAACUCUGAUGACUUACUGCUUGCUGGUUACUCUGAUUACUCACUGAUACGCCGUCUACAGAUGAACAUACUGACUCACGUCACCAUGGAGGACACGACUAUAUAUGAUGACAUACACCAGAUAUUAAAUGUUUCAGUUAAUAUACUAAAGAAGGGUGAAGAUAAAAGAGAAGAAUUUCUAAUGGAUCUAAGAAGAGGAGGGGAGGCUGUACAUUACAGAGGAAGAUCACAGGACAGUGUAGAUCACGUGACAUGGCUCCGGAGAUACCUGAGACCUGACAUUGUGAGAUCCUGUAUAGGCCUCCAUCCACACUGGGACAUUUACGUCAUCGACAACAAAGCUUACAGAAAACGAGCUAAAUACCAUACCUAUUCACCGAAAGUCAGAUGUCUACUGUACUGCUUACUGUUAACUGAGAAAUAUCAACUGAAUCUCAAUGAACAAUCACACAGAAUCACAAGGGAAAAAAUCAGAGACAGGUAUUUCACUGAUAUCACUGAUGACGGCUUGGUAGAUCUUCCUGGUGGAAUCACAGAAACACAUAAUGGUGUGAUAACCUUUACAUCAGACGACAUCCGACAUGACGUCAUGUCCGCCUUUGUUACGGAGUGUUUGGUGGAGGACAGUGAUCUGGAGUUUUUCCUGACCACGGCGUCACGUGACGUGAUCUCAGAAUACUGCAGGUCCUGGGUUUAUAAGAGGAGUGAGGGAGAGAGAUGUCUGUAUGUACCACCCAGUCCGGAGAUGAUGUACAACUUCUUCAUAGACAAACUGCAGCUAGACAUCAUCACACACUGUACCGUGUCUGACAGGGGGAUUCAUGACAGGAUCAGUAAACGUUUGGGAGUCCCUAGAGAAAUACUGAAAUGGGACCAGGAGGCCAGAGAGCGGUAUGUGGAGUACGCUAAGAGAGGAACACAGACGGUCCACCAUGCCCGGGGGAUGAUUGUAGGAUGUGCUGGGGCGGGGAAAACUACGCUACUUAAACGUCUCCUUGGUUGUAGUGAAGAGGAGAUUAAGGAAGUUAAAUCUACUGAGGGAUUGGAGGUGCAUGAGGAAAUAUUUGAAUUAUGUGAUGAAACAAAUUCAUUAAAAGCAAGGAGAAAAUACGAAGACCAAAAAAAUUUAGAAAAUAAUGCUAAAAAUCUGGAUGCAAAAACAUUGAGUUUCUUUGACUUUGGAGGACAGUGUGCAUACUACGCCUGUCACCAGAUUUACCUGACCAGGAGAGCUUUCUAUGUUGUGGUGUUGGACGCUUCUAAAUGUCUUGACCAGAAGGUGGAUAAAAGUGUAUGUGAUCAAGAUGGAAGCGUUUUCUCUGGAUGGACAUAUGGAGACUACUUUGUAUUCUGGCUGAAGUCUAUACAUACCUACUGUGGUUCCGACAAUGAAAACGACCCAAGGCCUGUAGUUCUAAUAGUAGCGACUCAUUGGGAGGAAGGAAGCAGACAGUUCAAAGACAAGGAUGAACUUAUGGAGAGUCUACGAAAUCAGCUUCCUAAGCGAUCUAAUUUAUCACAGUACAUCAGAAAAGAUAGAUUUCAUUGUACACAGCUAUCUUUACCUCUUUAUGAUUUAGAAAGAAGCUUUUACGACAUCGCUUGUCAUCAACGAUGGAAAGAAAGUAUUCCGAAAGAAUGGUUUUUCUUUCAAAUAGAAAUCAACCAGACAAAACAUUCAAAGCGAAUUAUUGACAUCUCUAAAAUAACAACAAAGGUUGCAGAGACUACUGCUGAUUAUCAGAAAAGCUCAAAUGAAUCAUCAAAAGAGAAGCUAGAUAUGCUACGAUACUACCAUGAUGCUGGGAAAGUUCUCUAUUUCAACGAAGCUGGUCUCAGUGAACGCUUGAUUAUUGAUAUCCAAUGGUUUAUUGACGCCUUUAAACAUAUCAUCACAGACAAACUACAUUUCGAGGGUAUACCUGGGAACGAGGAGGACUGGGAUGAAUAUUAUGUAAGUGGAAAUUUGAGAAACAAACUUCUAGAAAAGAUUUGGAAACGUAAGGACGAAGAACUACUUGAAAGACCGAAAAGAGAGAAUGAGAAAUACGAAAUUUUUCUGGGCGCUUUUAAGCAUGAAGAACGGUACCUUGAAUAUCAUCAGGAGUCACUUCUCAAUUUUAUGCAAAGGCUUGGUUUACUGGUUGUUGGUAAAGAAUCCCAUUAUGUUCCAUGCAUGAACCGAAAAGAAAUGGAGUCAGUCGUCCCAGAUCUUAUCCGUCGAUCGGAAAGUAAAUCAUCUGUUCUCAUUUAUCAAUUUACAUUUCUACCUUUUUUCUUCUUUUUUCGUCUUGUUGUCGCUUGUAUGCAAGAAAAAAAUUGGAAAGUGCUUAAAACGCACGACACACCAUGCCUCUACAAAAACGCUACUUUAUUUUCAUUUGCUGGAUACACUGUCGUUUUAUCCGUCACAAAAGAAUCUAUACAACUUCAAAUAUUUCACCCUAAGCCAGGUUGUAUUUUGGAAAGGGAUAAAACUCAACUAAUUCAAGAAAGGGUAGAAAAUAUAUUAAAGGAUUUUGCAGGAAAAUUUCACAGAAAGCUGUUGUUUGCAAGAGGCUUUAGGUGUCGGUUGGACGAUACACAACUACUUGCCAUGGAUAUCAAAGGCCAUUUCCUUUCAGAGGAAGAUAUUCCAAAAGAUGAUCAAGAAAUGAUUUGUCCUUUGCAUUCAAUCAUUGAUCAGCAUUUCAUCAAUACAAAAGAGCUGACGAGAUAUUGGAAAAUGUAGAUGAUCGCAAAAUAAUAACAUUAAAAACAUCUCCUCUAUACCAAUUCUUGGACGGAAUGAGUGUCUCGUGUAUUCUCCAAACUUUAUAAUAGCACGUAUAUAUUUCCUAUUUUUUUAAAAUCAAUUUUGGACAAGUUGCUAUAAAGUUUUCAAUAUAACUACAUGAGUAAUCUCAAAGAGUUU